CAACAAAUCCAUAUUAGGUUCAAUAGGUGCGACGCGAUUCCACCAAGAAACUUAUUUCAGUUUCUGAAACAAUUACGAAUAUACAACAGCAGCGAGAAGUACAAACUUAAGUAUCUGUCACAGUAGCGGGGGUGGAUUGCAUACUUUCUUCGUCAGCUUGGACUACCUAUGCAUGAAGAUGGAAAGGAGAAAGAAAAUCGUCUAUCAGCUUGAUACGCCCUAUUCAGCUGUAUCAUGGCCUAGCGUUACUAUUGAUGACCAAGAAACCAUCUUAGAACUUCUGUGCAACUUGCUUACACCUCUGGGUCAAUACCGCUCAGAGUAUGUUAAGUUGUCAAAAGGCAAACGCGAUAAGAAACGGAAACGCAAAGUUCCAACCACAUGUUCUGGAGACAUUUUGCCCCCUCCUUCUCCGGAGUUAAAGUCGUAUGUAGACGUCGGACUUACAACCGUCACGCGUCAUCUACAGGAGUUAGCAUGUAAAGCACAAGCUGUGGAGACCAAUUCGGACGACAAACUCCCUACUCAGGAUGUUUCUCGCCGCCCCUAUUCAGCUAUCUUCGUAGCCCGAUCUGGACAACCAAACGUUCUUAAUGGACAUCUCCCACAAAUGGCAGCAGUUGCUUCGAAAUCACAUCCUGAGCAGACGCCUAUCAGGCUAGUAGGAUUAUCAAAGUCAUGUGAGGAUCGUCUAUCCGAGUCGCUGGGUAUACCCCGUGUUUCCUGCAUUGGAAUCCGCGAAGGUGCCCCUGAUUCCAAGGCGUUAAUUGAAUUCACGGCCAAGCAUGUUCCUCCCAUUAAUAUACCGUGGAUGGAAGAGGCGAAGAAAGCGGAAUACAAGGCGACUAAUAUCAACACGAUUGAGACGUUCGUGGGUACUAAGAAGCAGCAUAACCGUGGAUUGCCUGGGCAAUGAUAUUAGUUGGUCUAUUGGCCACGUUCAACAGCUGAAUAUACCCGUCUAAAGAACGUCCCAUUCUGGAUAUGAAGUUCC
Molecule: messenger RNA, 994 nt
Organism: Daldinia vernicosa
Lineage: Eukaryota; Fungi; Ascomycota; Sordariomycetes; Xylariales; Hypoxylaceae
Exons: 3
Coding region: 173-916 (247 amino acids)
Biological process (GO): nuclear-transcribed mRNA catabolic process, RNase MRP-dependent; rRNA processing; intronic box C/D snoRNA processing
Cellular component (GO): cytosol; nucleolar ribonuclease P complex; ribonuclease MRP complex
Molecular function (GO): ribonuclease MRP activity
Source: RefSeq, a predicted model, not a curated record